UAAUAUGCCAUUUCAUCUCAGUCGAAAUCGACUCUCUCGUUUACUUCCUCUGCUCCAACUCAACCUUCACCUCGCUUCGACCUAAGCAAGUUUUCGCAAUGUCUGACAAAGGAGGAAAGGCUGGUUCUCUCUUAAGCAAAGGAUCCCUAAAGGGGAAAGACGAUAGUGCAACAAAAUCAGCAAAGGCAAGGAAGGUUCAGUUUGCCAAAGAAGGUCCAUUUGAAUCUGUACUAAACGGUCAAAAAUCUGGUGGAAAAGCUGAUUUUGGUAGAGGAAAAGGAGAUAAGUUUGCAAAUGGUGGAAAGAGUUCUGCAGCAAAAGACCCACAUCAAUUUGAACAUAGAGUUGAUCAAGAACUUCCUGACAAUAUCAAAUGCCUGAUGGACUGCGAGGCUGCAGUUUUGUUACAAGGAAUUCAAGAUCGUAUGGUUUCGUUAUCUAGAGAUCCAGCUAUGAAAAUGCCUGCAUCAUUUGACAAGGGACUACACUAUGCCAAAAGCAGCAACAAGCAUUCAAAUCCUGAGUUUGCUAGACUCACUCUUGAGCCUCUACUGAAUCAUGGUCUCACUGAGAGCGAGAUAUGUGUGAUUUCUAAUGCAUACCCAGAAACUGCUGAUGAAGUUUUUGCUCUCCUCCCAUCACUUAAGGGUAAGAGAGGCAUUAACAGCCUACCUAUCGAAGAAUCGUUGAGUGAGCUUGCUAAGUUUAAACAGACUAUGUAACUAAAACCUCAUAAUGAAAAGGUUCACUGUUUUACUGUCUGGUAGAGCUAGAAGUAACUGCUCUGGCAAAUGUAGCUCAUUCAGAACACUUAAUUGAGACAAUAUAAUGCAUUAGCGUUUUUAGUCUCGUGCUAUUAGGAUGUACAUUGGUUUAAUGGAUCUUAUAUCGCAACAGAGGAGAAACUUGGUGACUUUAGGGAAUGAUAUAUCUUCCACUUUGCUGUUGAAUACUGUCUCAUGAUCAUCACUUAAAAUUUCUCAAGAGUUUUUUUAAUGGGACAUCAAGGCUAAAAAUAGAGUUUUACAUAGCAAUCAUUUUGAUUUUUGAAUGUGUGAGAUGCUGUCAUUACAGUCCUUGAAUGUGUUAAAAUUGCAAAAUGUCACCAGGUAUCUUUUUAGUUAUUCAUUUAGGUCAAAAUAACUAUUUACUCUUUAAAAAAUGGAUGUUUUUUUUCCAUGUGCCAUUUCUAUAACAUGUGAAGGACUGGAGGCAUAAUCAUAAAUAAAAAGAGCAUAAAUAUGUGGGGUCUUAUUAAAGCAAAAUUUGUGAGACCAACCUUUGUGCCUUUGCUUUUGCAUGAGUGGAUCUUUAUUCUUUAAUGUUAUUUUUUUGUUUUGUUUUGGAAUAUAUGAUUUAGU
Messenger RNA from Vicia villosa (hairy vetch), 1361 nucleotides. Its product is annotated as DNA-directed RNA polymerases IV and V subunit 4-like. Gene Ontology annotation, cellular component: RNA polymerase complex. The record is from RefSeq and is a predicted model, not a curated record. Lineage: Eukaryota; Viridiplantae; Streptophyta; Magnoliopsida; Fabales; Fabaceae. Bases 99 to 722 code for a protein of 207 amino acids. The transcript is spliced from 11 exons. Gene Ontology annotation, biological process: DNA-templated transcription initiation. Gene Ontology annotation, molecular function: nucleotide binding.